AUGUCGGAGCACAACGUAAAAUGGAAACAGCAGCUCGCUGACAGCCGCGACACGUUCGAGGCAAAAGUCGACGUAAUUUUGCGCUCUUUGCUUAAUGAAAUGUCUGGAGGCACGUCUACGACUGAGAAACCUCCUGAGCGGAGCGAAGCAGCGACUCAGACGGAGCCUGAAGUUUCAAACAUGCAACUUGUCGUGUCGCUCUCACCUGUGGUGACUACAUCGGACAGUGGGACACUCGUGGACCAAAAGGACGAGGCUUCGCGCGAUAUACUGCACCGGUUGAGGGAGUCCAUGCCUGAGGGUGAAGAGGCGCUGCGAGCGACGAUAGCCGUUACAUAUUCCAUUCUCAUUCAACAGAAGAGCACGAUAAGAAGUUUUGAGCAAUCUUUGGUAUCUCUGAGGGACGAAAACUCGGUUCUCGUGAAACGCCUGGAAGCAAAGGAGGCGGAGAAUCGCAAAUAUCAGGCUGCCCAGGAAACACACGAAAUCACUACGAAUAGACUGACGGCAGAGCUGAAAAAGGCAGGAAGAGAAGUCGAAACACUGCGAAAGUCGAUUGGCGAGUUUCACAUACCAGCAAGUCCAUUAUUCCAAAGCGUCAAAGAUGCCGUCCUCAGGGAUAUGCGAGGAGAGAAAUCGGUCUCACCCCGUAUUCUUUCACAUCCGCUCCAACUAACAGAGGACUUGCCAGAGGCGCGGCCUGUCAAGCGGCCACGAACAAACUCGCGUGACCUGUCGACUUCCCUCACCUCUGGACACGCAAAUGCAGAACAUGUUUCCCAACCAUCCAUCGGCUCCGCCUCGACCAACUUAUACCAAUCAAUCCCAUCCCGCAAAUGCACCACCGCAAAUGCCAGCCCAGAUGGUUCACCCCAUUUAAACCUGCGCGGCCGUGGUCAUCGACCUUCUCGCUCGCUCUCCCUGGAUGUCCAUCCCAACCCACAUUUCCAGCCGCCUCUACCUACACAAGGUCCUCAGAGCUCCAUGUUACUUUACACGGUUCAACAAUCGAUUCCUCCCAAUGGUAACGGUCAACCGCAGAUUACUGCGAUACCGUAUGGUUGGAAGCCUCCGUCCGCUUCGCCUGCUGGACCAGUUAUCCCAAUCCGAUCCUCACACCCGCCUCCUCCACUACCGGUCACUAUUGAAGACCGAUCAUCUACUUUACUGUCGAUGCCGCCACCAUCUCAGCAAAUGCAUGCACCUCAGCCACAGCCGCGGUCAGCCAAUCAGUCGCCGGCGACUCAACCACCUCUCUCUCUCGUGGGAAGGAGUCCAAGUUCUCAUUCCAGAAAUUUGGAAGGCAGUAUCGAGGGUGCGGUGCCAAUGAACAGGUCGCAAGCCAAUUCAAGCAGUAACCCAACAUCAGGUGUUGGAUCAACUGGUAGUGCCGUGAAUCCUGUCUCUGGACCUUCUUUUCCGCGGCUACCUACGAGGCCAGGCCCGCCAAAGGUUGUUCCGAUCGAGAUGUCGAAUCCCAAGGCACGACGGCUGUGUGAAGCAUUGUGGGAUUUGACAGAGGUUGACAACGUCCUCGCUGGCAGGUGUAAGACAUGCGGGUUAACGGGACAGAUCAUUGGAUCGUUUGGUGACGCCUUGCAGCAUUCUGCCAACUCACAUCUCGCGCAAUUUGAUGAUGCGUAUGUAACAUGUAUCGAGGGACAAAGCAACUCCAAGACUUCGUAG
Messenger RNA from Serendipita indica DSM 11827, 1686 nucleotides. NCBI's taxonomy places the organism in Eukaryota, Fungi, Basidiomycota, Agaricomycetes, Sebacinales, Serendipitaceae. The record is from the annotation of a GenBank genome assembly.